Messenger RNA from Drosophila eugracilis, 1995 nucleotides. RefSeq names its product multivesicular body subunit 12A (gene Mvb12). The record is from RefSeq and is a predicted model, not a curated record. Gene Ontology annotation, biological process: virus maturation; viral budding; endosome to lysosome transport via multivesicular body sorting pathway. The transcript has 6 exons. Gene Ontology annotation, cellular component: ESCRT I complex; cytosol. NCBI's taxonomy places the organism in Eukaryota, Metazoa, Arthropoda, Insecta, Diptera, Drosophilidae. The coding region runs from base 228 to 1298 and encodes 356 amino acids.
UUUUUUGUUAUUUGCCAAACAAUAGGAGACGUCGUACUCGAAAUUAAAAUAAAAUCGGUGACCGGAUCAGAUCUUAAUUGUUGCACUUAAUGACUCGCCGGCCUGAAUAGUGCAAUCGGUUAAUAUAAUACUGAGUGAACUGGAUUGUUUCGGGCCCCCUGGAGUCAUAGGUUAUCCGAACCCGAAUCGCUCCAUCGGGAAUUAUUAAUUGUGUACGAAACUAAGCGAUGAACAAGGUGGGCAAGCACAUUCAAAGCGGCAUCUCAGGGCUGGGUGGAACACCAAACUCUGCACUCACCACGGCGGCUUUACUGGGAUCUCCACUGGAGGCGACCAAUGGAGCUGGGUCGGCCACUACUACAAAUGUGUUCAACUCCAUCAUGAGCUUCCUGCCAGACAAUCGGCCAAUCACCUCACUGCACAUCGUCGAAGAUUUCGAUCGCUGCCCGAAAAACUUUAAUGCCAUCAGUCGAACCUACGACCAGGAUUCGGAUGCGGAUCUUUGGCGUGACUACAGCCUGUUUGGGCGCCAGAAUACGCGCUAUCUGUGCCUGUCCAAGUCCGAAGGAUUGCCUGAAUACGUGGUAGAGACUCUACAAGUAAUUGCGGAUAAAACAGCACCGCCCAAGGAAUUCUCGCAGGUGUCGCGCACUGCCGACAGUGACCAGAAGGCCUGGCGCAAACGACAGGUUAUCUACAAGCUCUCCAAGCGGGGUACUGUGACCCAGGCGGUCACCGACAUUAUACUAUGCUCCAAACUAAAAGCAGCACCAGAUGGCUUUAAGCUGGCUGGCGAUAUCAACGGAGUGCUUAUCUGCUACAAGACGAGCGCGAUUCCAAUGCGGCUGUCCCCACCAGUGCCGGGUGGUGGAGUUCCAGCUCCAGCCACCUGCGAGGUGGAGCAGGCCCUCAAUCGCCUAAACCUACAGGGCCAGCGUAAUUCUCGUGGACCACUGCCACAGCCACCGACUGAACACCAUGAUUAUGAAGAGAUCCAAGCCAAUUAUCAAAUUAACUCGCCCCAGCGACCGGCCCCACCCCGUCCAGCGGGAAUGGGUUCCAGCGGAGGAGGACGUGGGAUUUACGGCGGAACCGGCACCUUGGGCACUUACACUGAACUGGAGGGAGUGCCUUUUGUCAUGGACAUUAGGCUGCAGCGUAACCAAGCUGUAACUGAUAUACCUACACUGCCAGAAAUCUCCACGUUGCUUAAGACUCUAGAUUAUGACUUCCAAUUGGAACGUCAGAUAUUGUGCACCAUGAAGUCAUCAGCAUCGAAGAACCCGUUCUUUAAGUAGAAUUGCAAAACUUUAAUAGGAAACGUCACAAGCGUUAGCAAUGUAUACAACAAAGCAUAAGAACCGGAAAUGAGUGGAUUUUAUAUAUAAUUUAGCGUAAGCUUUAUCAGAUCUGAUGCGCAUACGGCAGCUGCCAUGGUAAACCCAGUAGUUAUUCAGUUGAAUUCAGUUCUGAGGACCCUAGACCCUUAGAGUAAAAUGUGUGUAAUAUUCCUGUGCCUUUGAUAUGUAUCUAAUUUUCAUGAUUGCCCAAGCAAUCAUACACCACCUCAGUUUUGUAAAAUCCCACAUUGGAAACUAACCGAAUCAGAAUCCUACCUAUAUUUACAUCAUAGAAAUCAUUCAUAUACAUACAUGCAUCGAUUAACCCCGAAUUGUGAUCAGAAGAGCGAGCGAAAUGUUUUGUCAUUAUUUUAGUAGCGCUAAAUCAGAUGGCUUUACGUGUACACAACACAUACACAUACAUAUAUGUAUUUCGAAAGGCCCACGCAUAAGAUAUACACCUACCACAUAUGUCGAAAAAUAUAAUGUUAAUGUUGAAUCAAGUCUAGAAAGUGCAUUGCUAAUAACGAACCUAAUAUAAAUCUAGUACAUACAAGCAUAUAUCUAAUAUAUAUAAAUCUAUAUGUUUAUAGGCCACUUAGCACUUAAAACCAGUUGGUUUUUAAACAAAAUAUACAUAUAUAUAUAUCUAUUA